Messenger RNA from Brassica rapa (field mustard), 4587 nucleotides. Its product is annotated as alkylated DNA repair protein ALKBH8 homolog. Lineage: Eukaryota; Viridiplantae; Streptophyta; Magnoliopsida; Brassicales; Brassicaceae. The record is from RefSeq and is a predicted model, not a curated record. Gene Ontology annotation, biological process: demethylation. Gene Ontology annotation, molecular function: oxidoreductase activity; demethylase activity; RNA binding.
UACUUAUUUUUUAUUUAACUAUAAAUUUUUUAAAUAUAUGUUUAAUUUAGUAUUUAUUUAUUCUAAUUAUUUUGUGGAGCCUCAAAAGGUCUCUUUUAUUAGUAUAGACUAGAUUUUACAAUCGCGCUACGCGCGAAUCUGUAUUAAUAAUUUAAUUUAGUUUUAUAAUAACUUUUAAACUAACACUUUAAUUGAUUUAUAUAAUUUUAUUAUUUAAAAUAUGAUUUGUUUAUUUAAAAAUUUAUUUUUAUUUAUAAUUAUACCCUGUUAUUAUCUAUUUAGUUACUUGUAUUUAUAGAUGCAAUAAUCAUUUUUAUAAACAUAUUCAUAGUUUUUAAAAAUAUUAAAUUAUAUUUUAAAAUAUUAUGUAGAUUACUCAAUGCUUGUAAGUUGUUAAUACAUUAUAAUAUUUUAUCAGAAAAUUAUAUAUAUUUUAUUUGAAUAAUAAGCGAUUAAACUAUCCGCAAAAUAUCUAAUUUUGCUUUAUAUUCAGAAAAACUUUAUAAUUAAUGUGUGAUUUUUAUACAUAUAUAUAUAUGUAAUAAUAUUUCGAUUUAAAAUUUAAUCGCUACAAAUAUUUUGAUGAACUUUAACUAAUAUUAAAUCAUCUUUGUAAGAUUAUAUAAAUUUAAAGUAAAUAUAAUGAAUUAAAAAAAUGGUAAGUAACAUUUUAUUUUUUGAAUUAAUAAUAUAGAGAACCUAAAGUAUAAUAUUUAUCUAUUACUUGAUCUAGUUAUUUAGUUGUAUAGUAGUGAAGCUUGUAUGAUUGUAUAAUGCAUCACAAUAUAUCAUAAUUUACUUUUUUUUAUUGAACAAUAUUAUUUUGGUACGAUAGAUAAUAUAUGUUUGUAUCUGAGUUUCCAUGAAUAUUUUUAAGAUCAUUUAUAAACAAUUAUAUAAUUUGAUAAAAUAAUAAUAAUUCUAGUUGCUAAAUGCUGGCAAUAAGAUAACAAACGUCUUAGAUAGCGUACUCAUUGUAAUCUUGAGAUUUUUUUAAAUGUUAUAAGUUUGUAAAUUUGUAUGUUUUUAGUUUGUUGAUGAUAAAUUCAUAUUUAUUAUUUUUUCUGUCAUUCUUUUAUGUUAUCUUUCAUGCUAAUAUAUUGUUGGUCGUCCUUAUAAUUUUAUUAAAAAUCUUAACUAACUUAUUUGACAUGCUUUCUUAGAUUUUUUUAUUUUAUUCUAACUUGUAAACAUUGUUCUCUAAAUAUUUUCUUCAACAUAACUCAACAUGGAGCAUCUUAAACUUUAUAUGUUAUAUGAGGUGUAUCAGACUAAUGAUUAUAAGAAUUCAUCAUUUAAUUUGCAUUAAUAAUAUAAUUUUUAAGAAAUCUUGUGAAUCACAUCAUGUUAGCUUUAUUUCAGUAUAUCUUAUUUGUUUAGUUUCUAUGAAAAUUUUGACUGUAACUGACUAAAAUAAUAUUUGUACAAAAAUAAAAUAAUAGUGCUGAUUAAUAUUAAAAAUUUUAAUAGACAAAUAAAUUCGUUAGUUUUUUGAUGGAUUAAAAUAAUUUGAAACUCAUAAAUAAAUUUUGGAACGAAUGUAAAUUUCAAAUAUUUUUCUUAUAUUGAAAUUAUUCUCUACUCUAUCCGAUUUUUCGGUGUGAUACAUUUUUCGUCUAUUAGAUUUUGUCUUUCGCUUUGUAUGUCUACAUUCCAUCGCGGAUGUUUUACAUUUUUCUUUGCACUAAUUUUCAUUUACCGUUAUUGUUCACAUUCACUUCAAAUCCUAUAUUCCUGACGCUUUGCUUGUUCAUGAAGAUUAUGUUUGGUUUUUCGAUUUGGAUAUAAUUUAAGAAAAUACAUUUGUAUUUAUAGAUGGAAUCAUUAUGUUUAUAAACACAUUAAUAGUUUUUGAAAUGUUAAAUUAUAUUUUAAAAUAUUAUGUAGAUUACUCAAGUCCUAUAUUCUUGAUGCGUUCCUUGCAAGUCAUAUACUCUUGACGCGUUCCUUGUUCAUGAAGAUUAUGUUUGGUUUUUCGAUUUGAAUAUUAUUAAAGAAAACACAUUUGAUAUUGAUUUAACUUAUUUUGAAAAUACACUUUUGAAAUUUUAUUUUGAAGAGUAUAUUUUUAUUUUGUGUUCCUGGAAGGAAAAAUAUUGUAUCUAUAUCUAUGAAUCAAUUUAAUUUUAAUGAUUUAUAUAUUAGUUUACCUUAUUUGAUGUUGAAUUUCAUUUUGUAUUAUCAAUUUUGGAAAUUUUAACAUUUUAAUAAUACUAAACUAUAUUUAUGAUUUUUCAUAUUUUGAUUGUUUUUUUCUAAUCCUAUGUGUAUACUCUCAAUGACUUAUAUCCUCAUACAUAGUAUAUGUUAUUUUUGAAUAUUUUCAAUAGUAUAUAGCCUAAACUUUGAAAACCAUGAGUUAAAUUAAUUUACUUAUAAUUGUUUGAAAGUCUUGUAUUCUCAAUAUUAAUUCUUAUUUUGUAUUUUAUUUUAAUGUUACAUUUUGAGAAAUAUUAUAUAUUAAGUAAAUUUAACUAUAAUGUUUUACUUUUGUUAACUUACCUUGUUUAAUGAACAACUUCUUAUUAAAACCCUACUCGAGGUCGUGAAAUACCAAGGAAGAAGCAGAAGCAACCAUAAUUUUGAUUUCUUUUUUUUUUUCACUAUCUAUCACUUUCUCAAAGUAAGCAGAAGCAAUCAUAGUUUAGACUCUCUUGGAAACUAAGACAAUUAUUUAUAAUCACACAAUACUUCAUAUCUUAUAAAUUAGAAAGUUUCUUAUUUUAUAUAUUAGUCAAAAAAGUUUUAAUUGUUUUUGUUAUUUUAACUAUUUUAACAUUAAAAUAUAUCUAAGAAGACAUAUUUUUUUGUUAAUAUUACUAAUUUCUAUUAAAUUUAACAUAUUUUUUUUGUUAAUAUUACUAUUUUCUAUUAAAUUUCCAUUUUACUUUAAUAGUUAGCAUUUUUUAGUAAGUUAUGAAAAGUUAAUAUCUAUUUUGUUAGUUUAGUAUAUUGAUAUAAUAGUAAUUUUGUUUUUAAAGAUUAUUUUUAAUAUUAACAUUUUUAAAAAGAUAAUAAAUUAAGAUGUUGAUUUGUCAUAUUUUGAUUGGUGGUUUAAUAUUCUACGUGAACGCUCUUAAUAGCUUAUAGCUUCAAUUUUUAUAUAGUAUAGAUUUAUUAAUUGGAUUAUUCUAUAAAUAUGUUAAAAUUUGACUUUUGGAAAUUCAAUUUUUAGUUUUCUGCCUACAAAUUAACGUUGAGUCAAAAAAAAAAAAAGGUCUCUAGGGAAAAUUAGCUUAUUUUGAAAUGUUAAAUGGGCCUACGAUGGCCCAUUAUACAGCCUACGGCGAAGUCACGGCGCCGUAAAACGAAAACCCCAAGUCGGUCGGAGGAAGUGAGCAACCACAAGGAACAGUCUCUGGCUACGAAAAUGGUCCAGCCCCGAUUCGUCCGUCCGUCGCCAUCAUCGCCUUCCUCCGGCACCGGAGAACCCAACUCAUCCAAUCUGUACGUCGCGAAUUGCGGGCCGGCGGUUGGACUUUCGCACGACGCGAUAGGGGCGGUGUUCUCUGCUUUCGGUGAAGUGAAGGGCGUCUUCCCGGCGGACGAGAGCGGCGUUCGUGUCAUCGUCUCUUUCGCGGAUCCGUUCUCAGCGAAAUCCGCUCUAGAAGCCUUGAGUGGUCGGCCAUGUCCGGACCUCGAUGGAAGGACUUUACAUAUUCGAUACUCUGUUCUUCAGUUACCUUCCCAGGUGAAUGAAUGCGUCCCAGUGUCUUUGUCUGAUUCAGAUUUGAAUAUCCCAGGGCUCUUCCUUUUACCUGAUUUUGUCACUGCUGAAGAAGAACAGCAAUUGCUUGCAGCUGUUGAUACUCAACCUUGGAUCGAUCUAGCCAAACGGCGUGUUCAACACUAUGGAUAUGAGUUCUGUUACGGGACAAGAAAUGUUGAUACCAAGAACCGUCUCGGAGAGCUUCCACCGUUUGUCUCUCCUAUACUCCAAAGAAUCUCAUUGUUCCCGAACCUUGACUAUGAUCCAGCAAGCUUGAAUCUAGACCAGUUAACGGUAAAUGAGUACCCAUGUGGUGUGGGUUUAUCACCUCACAUUGACACACAUUCAGCGUUUGAAGAUUGCAUUUUCAGCCUUUCCUUAGGUGGUCCUUGCAUUAUGGAGUUCAGAAGAUACUCUGCUUCCACAUGGAAAGCAGCAUCAACCACCACCGAUGACGACGAGAAGCAAGAUAGCUCCACUUGCAUCAAGAAAGCUUUAUAUCUUCCUCCUCGGUCUAUGCUCCUAUUAUCCGGGGAAGCUCGUUACGCUUGGAAUCAUUACAUUCCACAUCACAAGAUUGACAAGGUGAAGGAUAAAGUGAUCAGGAGAAGUCCGAGAAGGGUAUCUUUCACAUUGCGGAAGGUGAGAAAUCAUCCUUGCAGGUGUGAGUUCCCACAAUACUGUGACUCUCAACAACAAACAUAACUGGUUGCAAAGGAGAAAUUAAGUGAAAUGAUUUUUGAAAUGUAGAAGUUUGAGUAUCAAACUCUCAACAAUACUACCAAUUAUAGAGAACAGUAUGCACGAUAUCAAAUGAUUCAAACAGUUGUUUUGUAAUUUGUAAUAUCAAAUUGCAAAGAAAAAAAAUUCUAAUUAAA